AUGCCGCAAAGCUUUGACUACCCUUCAAUUCAACCGCGUCCAUUUUCACUUCCCAUGGCCUAUGUAUCACCGCAGGCCCCGUCAACCCCUCAGGCUAGGCCUCUCCCUCUUUUUCAUCCUCACCCUGUUGCACCUCCUCCAUCUCAGAUGACGUGGGGCUCGUCCAGUAAGUCUCCCAUGAGACCCCUAACACCCUCUCUCAACCAGCUUGGCAUCACUAAGACAUCAAAUGAAAGAACGAGCGGUCGAAUCUCCCGCCCUUUGAUUCCGACUGUGGAGCCAUUCCAGCCUGCUUCUUCCCGCGUGACUCUAGAAGUCGAAAUGAUGGCCGUUAGAUCGAAUCAAGCAAUGAAAUCUCAGACCUCAGGCAGUCCAAACCCGCAUGCCGGAAGAAAAGUCUCUCGUCCACUCAGCGCUCAUGUGGCCCCGUUUGAGCCUUCAUCAUAUCAUGUCCCACUUGGAACGAUAGUAUCCCCGGCAGAGGAGAGUGAGGUAUUGAGUUUCAAAAAUACUACAGAACGGUCUGCAGAGCCCCCGGAAGAUCGCUCGUUCACAACUUUCCUUGAAGGUGAUCGGUUAGAAAAAGAAGCAACCAGCCAUUUUUCUAACUUACAGCUGCGCGAGUCGGCCAGAGAUAUUAUCCGGGUCAAACAGCUUGAAAGCGGAUGCCGGCAAUACCUUUUCUCGCCCCAGAGCAAUGUCCCAACCCCAGGCCAUCGAGUGGAGCAGAGAGUCUCUCCUGAGCGGAAUCGACGACUCGAGUCUGUCAACGAAGACACCGAGCUGACAGACCCUGUCCCGGUUUAUCAUGCUCACCAGGAGAUGAUCAACCCUACCUUUGCUUCACAAUUUCCAACAUGCCCAGGAUAUGGUCAUAGUAAUCCAUAUGGUCACUUUACUCCAAACCCCCGUCGCGAGCCUGCUAUGAUCCAGGAAAGUGACUCGUACUUUCCUAGACUGACAACACAGGAGAUCGAAGUACUUACUAGGGCAGCCGAGAGACAGGCUCGACUGUGGCUAGAGGCAGAGAGGAUUGAAAAGGACAGAAUAGAGAUGGAGGACGAGAUGAUGAAGAAACGUGCAAUUGUACAGCUCUCGCUUGAAGCACGUCAGGAUUCCAGGCUAGAACGAGAAGGCUACGACUACACACAACCUGAAGUACUCGUCCGUGACCAUCAACGCCGGGACGAAUCUGCUGCCCGCGCAGCCGAAAGUCAACUCGAGUAUGAUGCCCGGAUCUGGAGGACCUUUUACCCAUUCUGGGGCCAGCAGCCGCCCUGUCCACGAUUCCCAGAGGCUCAUACUCGAGCCAGUAACCGCAAUAUUCAGGAGCUAGUCACCAUGUUCGAGGUAGUCUUCUGUAACAUGGCCGGCUACCGAUAUGGCUACAUCAACUACCGGCCCCUUCAUGUUGCUCCUCCCUCUACGUUGUCCCAGAUGAGUGAACUUCCUCGUCAUCGGCCAAGCUGGAUCCCUGGUCCGGCUCCAACUCAAACCGAUUGGGAAGACCCCAGCAUCUGUGAUAACACAGAUGCUUGCCGCAACAUCCGAGAAAAUGCCUGCUUCGUCCCAUACAUGGAACCAACUGGUAUGCACCGUCCUCCCAUUUCACGAGAUCCAUGCAUCGAGCCACUCAUCGGUCAAGAUACUCUCCCACACAUUCCACCGUUCAUCCCCGACUUUCCGGGCCAGAGUCUACAAGAAAGUGCUUGGCUCCGAGGCAUUUCACUACGGCCGCACCAGCCACCACCAUCUGCGCAAAGCAACUUCAAUCAAGCGAGAAAUAGCACCUCAUCAACGUGGUCUGCCUCAGUCCGCACCAGCGUGAACCCCCCCAGAUUUACGUUCGACCCUUCGCAUGCCCCUGUCAGCAUGAUGGCUCGCAGUCAGGCGCUCUAUCCAGCUCCGGAGAGUCCAAAAUCCUAUAACUCUCCUUCCCCUCGGAUAAGUCGCAGCCAGAAGAUCCAUCGUCAGAUCCCACAGAGCCCCAACUCAUACAGAAACACCCCCUCUUCUCAGAGAGCCCGCAGACAGACAAUCUAUCCAGUGCUGCACAGCCCAAAAUUUUACAACGACAAUUCUUCUCCGAGUACUCGCAAUAAGCACACCUACCGUCAAGGCCCGCAGAGUCCGAACUCGAUUGAUACAACCCCUUCGUCUCUGAAGAGACGUCGCCGACCGAGGAAGAAGUAA
Penicillium atrosanguineum is the source of this 2193-nucleotide messenger RNA. Its product is annotated as Dehydrogenase E1 component. The transcript has a single exon. Lineage: Eukaryota; Fungi; Ascomycota; Eurotiomycetes; Eurotiales; Aspergillaceae. Bases 1 to 2193 code for a protein of 730 amino acids. The record is from RefSeq and is a predicted model, not a curated record.